Messenger RNA from Cylicostephanus goldi, 386 nucleotides. Lineage: Eukaryota; Metazoa; Nematoda; Chromadorea; Rhabditida; Strongylidae. The record is from the annotation of a GenBank genome assembly.
AUGUUCCAAUGUCCUGCCUGCGAUUUUACAUCUACCUACUCGAAAAACAACGUUAAAAGUCAUAUGGUUUCUUUGCACGGACUAGCAGGAGAUCCUAUCAGCUACAUGGACAAGUAUGCAGCCCAAGUGGAUGAGUUUAUGAAAAUGUGUUUUCCUAACGGUGGGUACAUUAUUCGAGCAAAGUACCCAAUUCUUCCUAUAAAGCAAGCCUGCAAAGGUUUGAUCAGUGCUCACAGAUUAUGGCUAUCAUUGGGGGUUUUUAAGUUAAUAUGCGUAUUGCACACUGUGCGCGCUACCUUUCAUCUGGAACCCGCUGCUGAUUUCCCGGUUUUCUCCUUGUUUCCUUGUCUCUUUUGGUUUGUUUGGGCAUCUCUUCGUCAGUAGUG